Molecule: messenger RNA, 2313 nt
Organism: Hansenula ciferrii
Lineage: Eukaryota; Fungi; Ascomycota; Saccharomycetes; Phaffomycetales; Wickerhamomycetaceae
Exons: 2
Coding region: 1-2313 (770 amino acids)
Biological process (GO): COPII-coated vesicle cargo loading; intracellular protein transport; endoplasmic reticulum to Golgi vesicle-mediated transport
Cellular component (GO): COPII vesicle coat; endoplasmic reticulum exit site
Molecular function (GO): GTPase activator activity; zinc ion binding
Source: RefSeq, a predicted model, not a curated record
AUGAGUGACUUUGUGAAAGAUACAGAUGGAGUUAGAUUUAAUUGGAACACUUUCCCAGUCACAAGGACAGAAGAAGAUAACAUAACAGUGCCUAUAGGUUGUGUUUAUACCCCAUUGAAACAAAAAGAUGACCUUUCUAUUAUUCAGAGGCAACCAUUCAGAUGUAUCAACUGUCAAGGUGUUAUGAACCCUUUUUGCUUAAUAGAUGCUGUCGCUAGAACUUGGGCUUGUGCCAUAUGUUUGACUAGAAAUAAAUUUCAAACUAAUUAUGAUAUUGGACAUGUUCUUGAUGAAAUGGAUCCUACUGCUACUACUGUGGAAUACUUACUUCCUGAUCCAUCACCUUCACCUUUACUUUUUGUUUAUGUCAUUGAUUUAACGUUGGAAUCUAUAGAAUUAGACGCUUUGAAAUCCAAAAUCAUAGAGAAUCUUGUUCAUCAUCCUUCAGGGUCCUAUGUGGCAUUAAUAACAUUUGAUUCUACUGUACAGCUCCAUGAGCUUGGGUUAUCAUCAGAAUGGGGAGACUCAUUUAUUUUUCAAGGGAAAAAGGACUAUAGUACCAAAGAUAUUCAAAAAUAUUUGGGUAUGAGUGGUAAUGGUUCAAGAUUUUUCAAUCCAGCAAAUUUAGGCGUUUUUAAUAAGAUAUUCAUACCCAUUAAUCACGAAAGUUUAGAAAAAUUAAUUCAAGUUAUAAAAUCAGUUCAACCUGUUAGUCCUCCAACAUCAUCAAAUAGACCAGAGAGAUGUACUGGUUCUGCAUUAGCGGUUGCAUCGAGCUUAAUAGAAGGUUCUUUCAAAGAUGCUACAGGUCAUAUUUUGGCUUUCAUUGGGGGUCCUUGCACUCUAGGUGAAGGUAAAGUUGUUGAUAUAUCCAAAUCUAAAGUGAUACGAACAUUUCAUGAUAUAAAGAAAAAAAGGGCCAAACAUUUGAAAUCUGCCACAAAAUUUUAUGAAAAGCUUGCAUUAAGAGCUUCUAUAAAUGAGAAGCAUGAAAAAAUUGGGAAAGAUCCAAAUUCUACAUCAAUUUAUAGUAUCAGUAUCUUCACAAGUGGUUAUGAUCAACCAGGAACAUAUGAAAUGAGUAGUUUGACAACUUUAACAGGUGGUUUAUUAAUUUUAGCAGAUUCUUUCACUACAAACAUUUUCAAAGAAAGUUUCAAUAAGAUAUUUGAUGUGACAAAAGAUGGAUAUAACGAUAUCAAGACAAGGGGAAGUUUAACUGUGUUAACUUCUCAACAUUUAAAAGUUGCAGGAUUAAUUGGUAAAGGGUCUAGAUUAGAAAGAUACCAUGGAUCUGAAAAUUUUAUAUCUGAUGUUCCAAUUGGUCAAGGUUUAACAAAUGUUUGGAGCUUACCAUUGAUAACUAGUAAGCAUAAUUAUUCAUUAUUUUUCCAUGUUAAUACAGUGGGUCAUAGUUCAGAGAAAAGAGGUAUACCAAAGCAUUUAUGUAUUCAAUUUCAAACCGUUUAUAAACAUCCAGAUGGUUAUGAACAUUUGAGAGUCACAACUUUAAAGAAAUCAACCACAAAUGAUUCUAGAAUAGAUCAAAAUUUUGAUCAAGAAGCUACAACUGUAUUAGCUCUUAAAUUGUUUACAUAUCAAUUACAUAACCGUAAAUUGGAAUAUGAAGAAGCAUUAAAUAAAUUAGAUCAAGAAUUGAUUAGUCUUUGUGAAAGUUUCGCAAUUUAUAUCCCAGAAGAACCAAAUUCAUUUAAACUAUCUGAGAAAUUUUCGUUAUUACCACAAUUCAAUUAUAAUGCUAAGAAAUCACCAAUAUUAACAAAUUUCAAUACCACACCUGAUGAAAGUACUUAUUAUUAUGAUCUUUUCCAAAAAGCAUCUGUUGAUGAUUCAUUAACCAUGAUCCAACCAACAUUAUCCCUUUAUACGGCAACUAAUCCCGCUCCUCAUCCUGUUCUUUUGGACUCUAAUUCAUUGUCUAAGGAAGGUGUGCUUUUAAUGGAUUCAUUCUUCCAUGUUAUGAUUCAUGUUGGUGAAAUAGCAGCGGCUUGGAGAGAUUCUAAUCUUGAUUCUAAAGAAUAUGCAAAUGUUUAUGAAAUGCUUGAUAAUCCACAAAAAGAUGCUAUUGAAAUUAUGAAAUCAAGAUUUCCCUUACCAAGAUUCAUAGUCACAGAUGAAGGAAAAUCACAAGCUAGAUUCUUGUUAUCAAGAUUAAAUCCUUCAAAUAAUGAUCAAAAUACUAAUUUUGCUUUAGGUCAAACACAAGAUGGUAAAGAAAUCAUAUAUACUGAAGAUAUGAGUUUGAUUCAAUAUUUUAAUCGUUUGAGAUCUGCAGUUGUUAAAAGAAAAUAG